UGUCAGCGGUCCAUAGAGCCAACCCACCCAUUAAAAAUAACAGAUUUAAGACUUGAGAUUUACUAAACGAUUUCCGUAGACCUAUUACGUUUAAGCGUUCGACAAUAUUUGUUUACCAAAUGGCGUUGUAUAUUUAGUUAGUACAUCGUGACGUAGAAAGAACAUUACUAAUGUGCCAACAGAGUUUUGUAAGGUUGUUGUAACAUUUUGUUCGGAGGAAGUGACAUUUCCCACAGCCAGUUUGGUUUACGUGCAGCAAUUUUGUGAUAUCGGAAGCAAAAGGUUUUGGGUGUCGCAAUGGAAUCGGAACAUCAGCCUAAGCUGAGUCCUGUGAGGGCCUUCCAAGUGCUUCACGGCUGCAACCCUGAGCCUGAGGAGCUGUACACCAGCCUCUCUGAGUACCACGAUUACGAGCCGAGCUUAGAGUUCGAUGAUUCGGAACUUAUUCAAACUUCAGGCCUUGCGCCUCUCCCGCCCGAGCUGCUGGAUAUUCCUGACGAUCUCCCCAGCGAUGGUACCAUAGAAGAGAACUUUGAAGAGGAGCUGGCGACGGCCCCUGAAGUAUAUGCAGAGAUCUCGUCGUCGGCAGAGGAUUGCUUCGCGGAGCUGAACGGCACUGGUCUCGUGGAAGUGGUGGGGGAUGACGAGGUGGGCAGGCGUAUCAUAGUGGUGUCGGCCUGCAGGCUGCCCCCCAGCAAGGACUUGCACCCUGAUAAAUUACUUAGGUACCUGAUGUUUACACUAGACAAAUACGUGGAACAAGACUACAGCGUGGUAUACUUGCACUGCGGCCUCACAAGCAAAAACAAACCGCCUCUAUCUUGGCUGUGGAAGGCCUACAAGGCUUUCGAUAGAAAAUACAAGAAGAAUCUAAAAGCUUUAUACUUAGUACAUCCAACGAAUUUCAUUCGCAUAGUAUGGCAGAUGCUGAAGCCGGCGAUUAGCGUCAAGUUUGGAAGGAAAAUGAUGUACGUCAAUUACUUGCAUGAGCUGCAGCAGUAUAUGAAUCUGGAUAAGCUGUGCAUACCUGACGCCGUCCUUGAGUAUGAUAAAUUGUUGCUGUCCAAGAACCCCAGGGCCGCGGAGUCGGCCCGUCAGAACACAGUUCCUACGGAAACGUCACCAGUAGCGAAGUACAAAAAGAAACCGAAGAGCAGCCUGUCUCCGCCCCCUACGCAGCAGUUCGGCGUCUCACUGGCGUUUAUAAAAGAGAACAAUACAAACAUGGUCGGAGCUAUCCCUCCGGUCGUACGGCAGUGUGUCGAGUUCCUGUCACAGCCCGAUGCUUUAGAAACGGAGGGCAUAUUCCGUCGCUCGGCGAACAUGUCGGUCAUCAAGGAGUUACAACGUGCCUGCAACAGGGGCGAGCCUCUGAGGUUCAGGAAUGACCCUCAUAACGCUGCGGUGCUUCUAAAGACCUUCUUCCGCGACCUGGAGGAACCAUUGCUCACCUUCGACUUGUAUGACGAGAUUAUGGAUUUCCAGAACUGGUCCGCCCGAGACAAGCCGAGAAAAGUGAAGAUUUUGAUCCUCGAGCGACUGCCGUUAGACAACUACAAGUUGUUGAAAUACGUGUUCCAGUUCUUAUGGAAGGUUCAAGAUAGGAGUUGUCUGAACAAAAUGACGACAAAUAACCUCGCAGUGGUCUUCGGGCCCAACUUGGCUUGGCCCCCGAAUGGCCAGAUGUCGCUACUGUCCAUAGCUCCUAUCAACAACUUUACAGAUUUCCUCUUAGCACAUCAGGAGUCCAUAUUCAUCAUCUAAACACUUCUAUCAAACAAUGCCUGUAACAUUGUCUGUAUGCAAACAUAGAUGUGAAUAUUUGAGAAAUGUUGAAUUAGAAAUGCCAAAUUUUUGUUAGAACCUUAAACGGUAGGCUAUGUUAACUUGACAUUCUGCUGUACACAGCUGUACUUUAUUUAUUUAUACGCUAAACUUGAAAAUCGGAUUUACACAAUAGUUUUGGUAAUUUUCAUUUUUUUUGCUUAUUGUUUAUAUAUUUGCAUAAUAUAUAUGCAUAAUGUUUGUGUUUAUAUGUGAAAUGUAUUUCUUGUUGCGACUUUUCAAUAUAUGUAAUUUUUGAAAGACGCUUAUUAAUGAUGCAUGUGCCAGUUAGCUUUGACCCCCUCCAAUCAAAAAUAGAAAAAAAAUAUGAGUGAUUUCAUAAAUCACUACUAGUCACUUAAUCCGACUCAGUGUCAGCAAUAUUAAACUGCUUCCUUGACAAUCGCUAUGAAAUACUGCUUUUGCUUUUUACUACCAAUAAUAAUACAAAUACACAACUUUAUAUUCUUCUAUAGAGUACUCUCUACUACUUUACUAAUCUAUGUAAAAAAAUAUCGUAAACUAUGCAUAAUAUUUGGUAAACCAAAAUAAUAAUAAAAAAACAUGUUAAAGAGCUGUUAAUUUGCACAAAUAUUAAUAAAUAUGCAAUUCAAUAAAUCUAUUGCAUUCUACUAUGGGUAGAAAUUAUAUAAUGUCCAUAAAGAAUCAAUGUCAAUGCAAUAUUCAUAACGACUGGAUAAAUAACAGUGCGCUUUCAUUUACGCUAUUUAGGGAACGGGGUGAAUCGAUAAAACUUAACCUCGAUUGCGUAUACUUUUAAUCGAUUACCGCUUAUUAACGUUGUGUGCAAAACGCUUGACCUUUCACGAAGACAUGUAAUUGACUAAUUAAAGCUUCUAGCUCGAUAUUAUUUAUGCUAUAAUUAUUAUAAAAGUUGCAACUUCAUGACUUACUAUAAAACUGAUGAUAGUGUAGACUGCAUGCAAAGGAACACAGGUUCACGCACAAGUUAUACAUGCGUUAUUAGCGGCUGGGAUGUACAAAUUUUGUUUUCAAUUGUUGUAAGAUUCGAUAAAAUUCUAUUGUCCGAGAGGUAGCGUUGCAAAUACGAAAGUCAGAGCUAGUUGAUAUGUAAAAAAUGUGACAUCUUAAAUUUUACUUAUAGAAACUAGACGUAAUAGUGCUGAAAACAGACGCAAGGAAUAAAUAGUUUUCCCAAAGUAAAGUUCAGCUGUUCGCAUUCACUUUUAAAGAAACUUGAUGUGCUAAAAUAACGUUAGAAGCGACAGAAAAAGUGUAGAAUCGACACAGCAGAGGUAGACUUCUGGACCAUAUUAGCACCACCAUAAAUGCAAUGGGCUCAAGAUCUUUCUAUGGCAUCUCUAAAUCCGAACAAGUGGUAACGAAGAGUUUUCAUGCAGUCUCUUACCAAUUCUUCUCCAAGAGACCAACUCCUUGGAACCGUGCAACUAGCUUGACUUUUCAUAAGAACUUGGACGAAUUUAUGGAUUGGCGUAAAACACUACCUUCGCACCGCCUCCCGGACUAUGACCUGCGUUUAAAUUACAUAUAAUCGAGGUUCAAUAUUAUGUUACGGAUUCAUUUCAUUGAAAGGCACGAGGAACAUAAAGGUUCGUUACAAUUUCCACGGCAGAAGAUUUCUUUUCAAAUGUUUAGCUUUAUAAAAUACACUGGCUAGAUAAAAAUGAGGUUUGCAUACUUAAUGCCUUCUUUUCACGGUUCAGAAUAGUAUAUGUUCUUAGACCAGCAUGAUUGGUGGUCACGUAUACCUUUGUCAAAAUUAAAUAUUCUCAUAAUGUAACUUGGCAUUCAAAUAAAUCAUUCCUUUUUUAUUACGUAUUGUUUACACGUAAUUUCCGGCACUUGUAUGCGGCAUUUAUCUACAACCGUUUGCGUUUAUUCCAAACUUUAAAAUUUAAUGGGAGGUUUUCUUUUUGAGGAUUUAAAAAGCAAUAGUUUUUUAAAACUCGUUAGAUGACGUUUUACCUGCUACUGGGCUUUAGCCAAAACGCCAAGACUUCUGCACAAAUUGUUCUCAAAAUCUCUUGGUACGGACUACGGAAAGAAUUUUGUUAUAAGGCCUCAAAAUUAUGACAUUGCUAAGAUAUGAUCCUUGCAGUAACGUACCAAGAACAGCGCCAUCUAACCAGCAGCUAGGUAAAUAAUUUUAAAAAAAAUAAAAUCUCUCAUUCAUAUGGGAUGAUCAGUUUGUUAUUUGGUAAGAAAAUCUUUUUCUUUGACUCGAAGUGUUACACUUGAUAAAUGCCGAGGAAAAAUGGUUUUGUUGCUAAAUUAUUUCGCAAAUUGCAAUGGACUGAUAGAAAUUAAUGGAUCUGAAGAUACAGGACUGUGGUCGUGUAGAUGUAGGAUGGAAUUCUUACGGGCUACAAUUCUGAGUAAACCUUCUAUAUCUCAUUGACAAUACAAGUGGUUGAUCCCACAACUAUGUAUAUUUAAACAUUUUAACAGAUAUUGGUACAUUGACGAUUGUAGCCCGUAUGAUCUUAUUAAAUAUCAAAGUUUAUACAACUUUUGAUAUUGUCUUCUUGUACUUUGUCUUGUAGUAUAAUAAAUGAUAAAAAUGAUUUUAAUAUGUAAAAUAAUAUGACUAUUAACACAUAAUGUACCUUACCUAUGUUUGUAUGGGGUUGAUGGGGUAAAUUAAAUCUAGUGUCCCAUUGAUGUAGACAUUAAGUUUAUCUGAAGUAGAUUUAUAAUAAGUUAUUAUUCUUUAAUUAUGUUAUCUGAUUGAGGUUUGCAAACCCGUAAGGCCAUGUUCACACUAUGUCGUUAGGGUUGUAUUAUUGUUCACCUGUUUCCAUAAUCAAGACUUGAUAUACAACUGAUAUCUGUCCGUUCACGUACUAAUCUUAACUAAUAUUUGAUAUUUUGUGUGCAGAAGCUAUUGGUGCACUUUUAUAACUUGAUAAUUACUAGCAAUUACAAUAAUAUCGGUCUUUAUGGCAAAGUGGGAAUAUGGGCUUAAGCAAAGUACCUGUAGUGUGUUCAAUGCAAUGUAGGCGUAUGAAGUGACUUUUUGAACGCACUGUACUAAGAUAAGUGUUAUUUAAGGUACGGGUGUGAAGCCGACUGCAGCAAACGACAUGUCGAAGUGCUAUGUCACCACUGGACAUGUCAAACAUGAGUAUUCCAGCGUUGGUAUCCAGUGACAUACGGUGACCGACGUAUUUGAGAACAGUCGGUGGCAAUACGAUACCCUUAUUUAACUGGUGACCCUUGUAAUACGUUUUUUUUGACUGUGUGCAAUUUGUCGGAUUAUAAUAAACUCCUUCAAAAGUAUGCUGAUUAUAAGGAGGUUUAGGGCUUCUUAUAGUUCCAGAAACCAGUCUUGCAAGGACAUGUCGCUUGCUGCAGUUACGCGUCCCUCGUACCUUUAUCAAGGCUUACUUCGCGAAGGAUAACAUAUGGAAAUUAUAAUUAAAUAGAAUUAAUAUUAAGAUUGUAUACCAAAAAUAACAAAGAGUAGUGGUUAUAUAGUUUUAAAAACACAUCUUUAUUAGUAAAUCAACAACGUUAUGUAUGUAACGGUAUCAUAGGUGUUUAGGGCCUCUUUAUUAAUAUUUCAUUGGUUAGUAUUUUAUUAUUUAAAACCAGUACAUGUGUGCUACGUAGGAUGUAAUCUCUUCUGCAAUUUGAUCUGUUUGAGAUUUUUUUUAUGUAAGUUCAAAGAAUUUUGUGGAAACGGUAAGAAGAGUAGAAUUAUUACUGGAAAGGUUUAUAUUUUAUUUCUUUAUUGUUCAGAUCAAUCAGAUAAUUAACAUUAGGUAUUAAAAUAUAAUUUAUAGAAUAUGAAUAUUUAUAGAAAUGGUUUCACGAAUUCGCACUCAAUGUUGAUAUCAAAUAUUAUAUACAAAAUAUAUGCAGGUAAAAUGUUGUUUGAUAAGUAAUGUAAUAAAUAACAAUUCAGAAUGUUUUAUACUGCAUAUGAUGAAAAUAACGUUUUUGCAUAUGAAUAGUAUGUAGUUGAUAUAAACGUGACAAGUUGACCGGGGUUCAUUAUGCAAUAAUGCCCUGACUGGAGCAUAAUCUUUCUAUUAAGCCAGUUAACUCGCCAAUUUGUGACUCCGAUGCAAGCUUGUAAUAUUUUCGAAUUAUUAUUCUGUAUCGGUUUUGAUUUCCAAGCAAUUUAUUAUCUUCGUUAAACUACCAGAUAAUAGGGCACUACUUCCUAUGCUAAAUGUUUGCACAAUUAAAUUGACGACAAAAAAUAUCUGCCUAGUAGUUUUGGAAAUAAAUUGCAACAUCCUGUAGCAUUAUGGAUAAGAAUAUGGAUUUUAUACUGUUUUCAGCGUGCAUAUCUAUGUGCUAUCCAUAUAUAUGUAUCUAUGUCUUGAUAUAAAACAAAUCAAAAGCUGAAAAACCGUGCCAUUGUUAAAAAGUAGCAUAAUAAUGAUUAUACAAGUCACAAAAUAUAUCACGUUAUAUAAAGUAAUAAAGAAUAUUGUCAAAUAAUGUGCCCGUAAAUUAGAUAUGUAUUGAAAUUUAUAUCGACUACUCAUGUUGUAAAUAGAAAAUUAAUAGAUUUAUCAAUAGUUUGUAAUUGUUUCCGUGAAAUGUCGGAAGAUGGCGCUUUGUCUAAUGACAAGCGAAGUGGGUCGGCGUGUGAGUCAGACUCGCAUCGGACCGGUUUGUCGAGCACAAUUAUUUAAAAAAUGAAAGUAACUGUACGUCAUAAACAUCGGAGCAAGCUUACAGUUAUUACUAUCGAGAUACCGCCAUACAUACAGAUGAACAAUAACCCCAUUUCGGGUUAAGUAUUAUUUUAAAACGCGUUUAAAAUACCGCGUUUAUAUAUAUGUACAUGUAUAUUUAAUUAUAAUAUUAGUUAUCAUUCCAUGAGGAAACUAUCUUUUUGUUGUAUAAAACAACGAAAUUAUUUAGCACUUGAAAGUAAAUUUAUGUGUAACCGGAAAGGGUAUUUAUAAUGGCCUGUUUUGCUACGUGUUAACAUUCGGUUAUUACUUGUCUAUCAGAUAAGUUCAUAACGUUAAAUACUGAAUUUAUUUGGUAUUUGAAGCACGCCUGCUAAAGGCCCUUAGCUAAUAAAAAUCUAAUAGAUGGUGUUUAUUUCGUUGGAUUAUUUCUAUAGCUUUAUGAAAGCUAUAGGCUUACUAAUAAAAUUGUAUAGUAUACAACUGAAAAAAAAUGUUCAAACUUUUUCACAUUUAUAACAGACCUACCUAUCUAAACAUUCCUUUUGUGCAACUUUAUAUCCGUACCACUAUACAUAAAAGGUUUCAUAAAAUUAUAUAGGCAAAUCAUCAUUGACUCUAUACAGUUUUUAUUAUAGAAGUACCUAUUGUCUAAAAUCUAUCUUUUCUUUAAUUUAGACGUAGUUUUGUAUUUUUAGAGUUAAUUGUUUAAAUAUUAAUAUAUAACUGUUAACAAAAUAAAACACUGUAAUAACUUGAAUAAAAAAUACAUAGUACCAA
Messenger RNA from Helicoverpa zea (corn earworm), 7259 nucleotides. RefSeq names its product rho GTPase-activating protein 1-like. The record is from RefSeq and is a predicted model, not a curated record. The transcript is spliced from 9 exons. NCBI's taxonomy places the organism in Eukaryota, Metazoa, Arthropoda, Insecta, Lepidoptera, Noctuidae. Gene Ontology annotation, cellular component: cytoplasm. Gene Ontology annotation, molecular function: GTPase activator activity. Bases 298 to 1764 code for a protein of 488 amino acids. Gene Ontology annotation, biological process: small GTPase-mediated signal transduction; negative regulation of endocytic recycling.